AUGACGGGCGGACGUGCAUUGCGCUGCGCAGGGAGCCUGGGCGGUGCCGCACACACUCGCCUGCUAGCUGCAGGGCUUCAGGAAACAGGAGCACAUCGGGACUUGGAUUCUUCCCACAGGAGGGCGCGUUACAUCCCCGUCAGAGGGUUGCUGCGAGGGCAGAUAAAAUCAGACAUGGGGAUUCUUGCCCUCUGCGAGAGCAAACAUUGGAGGAAAUUCACAGGUUUCAGCGUAAGACACGGAGGCCAUAUUACGGACAGUGGAGCUUCAGCAGGCGUGUUCACAAAACCUUCCAUCUCAGCACACCCAAGCUCCCUGGUGCACGCAGGAGCCAGGGUGAGCCUGCGCUGUCACUCAGAACUGGCCUUUGAUGAAUUUGUCUUAUACAAAGAGGGGCACACACAGCAUUCCCAGCAGUAUGGUAAGAUGACCCAGGCUGGACAUCACUCCUUCAAGGCUGUCUUUUCCGUGGGUCCUAUAACGCCUGCCCAUGCAGGAGCCUGCAAGUGCUGUGGUUGUUUCAGUCACUCCCGCUAUGUGUGGUCGGCUCCCAGUGACCCUCUGGACAUUGUGAUCACAGGAAAAUACAAAAAGCCCUCUCUCAUCACCCACAAGAAUGCCAUGGUGGAUCCAGGAGAUACAGUGGCCUUGUUCUGCAGCUCUGAUAUCCCAUUUGACAAGUAUCAUCUAUCCAGGAAGCAGGAGGCUCGUGCUCACUGGCUCAGUGGAGGGCAGAGUCACAGUGGAACAUUCCAGGUCAACCUUCCUCUGUGCCUUGUGUCCCCAACCUCUAGUGGGAGCUACAGAUGCUAUGGUUCUUUCAAUGAGUCUCCCUAUGAGUGGUCAGCCCCCAGUAACCCACUGCACGUUUCUGUCACAGGAAUUCCUGAGAGUACUUGCCUGACAACCACGGAAUCAACCCCUGAAACCGGCAGUCAGAAGGAAAAAUGA
Molecule: messenger RNA, 951 nt
Organism: Nomascus leucogenys (northern white-cheeked gibbon)
Lineage: Eukaryota; Metazoa; Chordata; Mammalia; Primates; Hylobatidae
Product: putative killer cell immunoglobulin-like receptor-like protein KIR3DX1
Exons: 6
Coding region: 1-951 (316 amino acids)
Source: RefSeq, a predicted model, not a curated record